Phlebotomus argentipes is the source of this 606-nucleotide messenger RNA. Its product is annotated as acylphosphatase-2-like. Gene Ontology annotation, molecular function: acylphosphatase activity. The transcript is spliced from 3 exons. The record is from RefSeq and is a predicted model, not a curated record. The coding region runs from base 17 to 448 and encodes 143 amino acids. Lineage: Eukaryota; Metazoa; Arthropoda; Insecta; Diptera; Psychodidae.
AACAGAUAGGUUAGAGAUGCUGUCAAACAGUUCAUUUCGGAAUCCUAGGAAACUACUUCAAACAAUCAUUCUUCUCUUCUGUUGCACGGCGCCAGUCUUUUCAAGCAAUUAUUGCGAUAGUGACGCAGAGUCAAUAAGUGAGUGUAGAGAGGCGGAAAUGGCAGGAAUUAUUUCCUGUGAAUUCGAAGUGUUCGGGAUUGUUCAGGGUGUUUUCUUCAGGAAGCACACGCAGAAACAGGCCUCAGAAUUGGGCCUGAAGGGAUGGUGUAUGAAUACAUAUGAUGGAACUGUGAAGGGAGUCAUGGAAGGAUCUCCUGACCAAAUUAGAAAAAUGAAAGACUGGCUUCAGCAUGUUGGAAGUCCUCAGAGCAAGAUUGACAAAGCUGUCUUCAGUCCGGAUAAAUCAAUUCCCGACUACACUUUCACCAAAUUCUCAGUCAAACACUAGAUUUCUCACCCUGUAGAACGACACCGGGACGAGGAGUUGCUCCAGUUUGCUAGUCUCCCACUUCACGAGGUUCUCCGGCUUCAGUCCCUCCUUCCUCAGUCUGUUCAUCGCAUCGUAUGUAACCUUGAACACCGAAAAAAUGUAAGAUUUGCCAUGAA